GUCUGCGCUCGACAUCUCGGCUUGUAUUGCAUCCUUCCCGGCUAUUUCCUCCUCCUGGGCCCGCCGGACUCCUCCCAACUUCUGCUCGGCGCGUCGCCGCCUCUUGCUUUGUUGAUGUUUCACUUAAUUUUAAUGCGCAGUUCCCAAGAUGGAGGCAGCGCUGGGGCCGCGCGAGUUGCUCGGGCUGGUGGCAGGGCUCCUGCUGCUGCCUCCAAGCCUUUUCGCCCUGAAUCCGACAGCCGCCUUCUCCCGGAUGGUAAGCCAGGAAAAUAUCAAGAUUAAAGUAAAUAUACUGGAAACCACUGGGGAUAUCCAGGAAAGACAGGUUGUCCUUAAUAUUACUUAUGUGAAUGGUCAGAUGUAUGUAAAUGACUUUCCACUGAAGAGCGGAGUCACACGGAUAAAAUGUCAAACUUUAAUCUUGAAGAGUGGAAACCAUGAUACCUUAGGAAUUGUCAGUGUUCGCAUUAUGAUUCAUGAGUGGCCAAUGGCAUCCAGCUCCAACUUGAAAUUGAUUGUUGUUCAAGAAGAAGUGACGGAUAUAGAUGAAAAGCAGGUUAAACAAGACGAUGUGAUAGAAAUAGACCUAUUGGUAAAGGAUCGGCAAGUCCUGAGACAUACAAACUACACCGUCCCUCUGGAGGAAAGUAUGCUAUAUUCCAGCCCGAGGAACAAUGAUAUUUUGUUUACACUUCCAAACUUUGCAGGAAAAGAUGUUGAAAGUCCUCUACAAACAACCAGUCACUAUCUUCUCAGGCAAGUAGAAACUACUGUGGAUGAACAGACAAUGCCUGGCAAAUUGCCAGAGACGCCACUCAGAACAGAGCCACAGUCAUCUUAUAAGGUGAUGUGCCAGUGGGUAGAAGAUCUGAGAAAGGAGCUUUGUACAUUUUGGCUCAAUUCUUUUCCUGUAUUUUUUAAUUUUAUGGAGGUCAUUGUGGUUGGAGUUGUGGGAGCAACUUUAAUCAUAAAAGUAUUAAAAGUGUUUUGUCCCUCAUGUGACACCAGGGGAAUCCUUCAACUUGAUGCCAGUGUCAUACCUGUGGCUGCAAUAAGUUUACUUCCAGCAAUUCCAGAGAAGAUAAACUAUGUAGAAGAAAAAUGUAUUUAAAAAACAUGGGUACUGUAAUUAUUUCAGUUUGUUGACCUAAUGAACUUAGCACUUGGAUCUUAAUAUAUUACUUAAUUCAGCCUUCCGAAUGUACUGCCCGAAUGACUUUGGGACUACAACUCCCAGUAUUCAUAAAUAAUUGCAGUUCUGACAUAUCUAGAGGACUCUAAUGUGGGAACUGUUGAUUUCACAGCAGUUCUCACCCUGCUGUUUUUAUUACAUUUAUGAACGAUUCAUAUUUAAAGGGCAUAUUAAGGCUGACACCCAGAAUUUUUGGAUUUUUUUCAUUUCAACCAUUAUGUUUUCUUGACUGGAAAAAAAGCAGUUUCCUUACAUAAGGACUUCAGUAAGUUCUACGUUCUGUGAAGUAAUUUCCUGCUCCCUGAAAUGAUAUCUUCCUUGUAUCUUCCCAACUAUACUGGCUGCAGGACACGCAAGGCUAAUCCAGGAAAUUUGACUCAAGACUAAUGGAACAGAUUAGCAUCAACAGCAGCAUAGACCUGUGAUAAUAUUAAAAGCUAUUUUAGGCCUUUUAAGCGUGCCUUAUGGGGGAAGUCAAAAGCAAAAGAGUUUCAUACUGCUCUGACAGUAAACAUUGGUGCAAUUUUUGUUUGGAUUUUCCAAAAAUAAUCUUCAUAUUGUAAGCACUUUCAGGGUCUUUCGUACUGAAUUUAUGAACAUUUGUAAAAAUGUGCUUCUUAAACACUUACAAUACACACUACAAAUGUUGUUUAUCCAGGAGUACAAAAUGUCUAAAAGUACUGUAUAAAUCGAGAGCAUUUUUAUAUACCAAUUUAUAAGAUCAUUAGAUCUUAUUGCAAAUUUGCAUCUUGUGAUUAAACUGGAGACCAUGUAGUGUUCUUUUUUUUCAAAUUUGAAGAGGGAGCAAAUCUGGAUCCAGUCCAUUGCAUUUGCCAAGUACUCUUAUGAUGUUCUAGUUGUAGAUAAAUAUUAAGUAGGAUCUUGUGGCUUCAACUGUCCAUAAUGUUUGGGUAUGACUAUAUUAACAAACAAUUUGUUUCAACUGAGUUAUAAGUCGCUGUUUCUCAUUUAUAAAAAUGCAUAAUUGGUCUUUGAAAAUGCUGAUCAGGAAAUACUGUAGAGCUCAUGUUUCCUUUCCUGUGUGUGUGAACACUUAUGUUAAUUGAUGUUUUGGUGAAUGCUGAAAUAAGGUGUUUCAAGUUGUUAGCACAUUUGCUAAAUGAGAGGCACAGUCCAUUGAUGUUCAUCAUUCCAAAACUAAAUUUACCUAGGAUAUUUUUUAAGUUUUCCUGAUUGCUAACAACGCAGGCAUUUAUUUCAACAGCAACCAAGAAUAUUGAAAUAACAUUGUAGAAGAACAUCACCAAGAAUAUUGCAGUUGCUGCAUCAUACUAGGCUGCCUUAGUGGUACAUUUCAAUGGAAGGCACAUCAGAAAGGCAAAUGGAACUAUUGUGUGCUUUGGAAUUGAAUAACUUGUGGAUGCAAUAUAUCCAACUGCUUUAAAACUGUUCUAGAAGACAUUUUAGUUCAACCAAUUGUUGAUAGUCCCAAUGGCAACACUGAAAAAGGUGAGCACAGAAUCUCAAAUAAAGGCUGUCAUCCAUUAGUUAAAAAAAUGUGAAAGCUAUUUAAAUAGUUGAUGUCACUGCUGAAGCACUACAGCCAGGUAGUGGUGAUAUAUUAGAUUGUGUAUAAUACUAAAAUAGGAAAUAAUAGAUACUUUUUUUU
Messenger RNA from Thamnophis sirtalis, 2822 nucleotides. NCBI's taxonomy places the organism in Eukaryota, Metazoa, Chordata, Lepidosauria, Squamata, Natricidae. The record is from RefSeq and is a predicted model, not a curated record.